Messenger RNA from Rhododendron vialii, 738 nucleotides. RefSeq lists its product as uncharacterized. The record is from RefSeq and is a predicted model, not a curated record. NCBI's taxonomy places the organism in Eukaryota, Viridiplantae, Streptophyta, Magnoliopsida, Ericales, Ericaceae. The transcript has a single exon. Bases 1 to 738 code for a protein of 245 amino acids.
AUGGAGAAUUUUUUUGUAUCUGAAGACGUAUGGGAAGCUGUUGAAAAAGGCGUGCCAGAUCAUCCUGAAGCUGCGACACAAGCAGCACAAAAGCAGCAUAAGGAGAACAACAAAAAAGAUGCAAUUGCACUCCACUACAUCAAACAAGGGGUAAGCAAACCAAUCUAUCCUAGAAUUUUCAAUGCAAAGAGUGCAAAAGAAGCAUGGGAUGUGCUGAAAGAGGAGUUUCAAGGAAAUGAAAAAGUUGUUUCCAUAAAGUUGCAAUCUAUGUGGAGAGAUUUUGAUAACUUAUCAAUGAAAGAGAGUGAAUGCAUUAGAGAUUUUUUCUCUAAAGUUGCUGAGAUUGUUAAUCAAAUUAAAAGCCAUGGUGAAGCCAUUCAAGAUAAGAAGGUGGUCGAGAAAAUUCUCAGGAGUUUACCUCCCAAGUUUGAUCAUUGUGUUGCUGCCAUAGAAGAAGCUAAAGACUUGUCAAAAAUGACAAUGUUUGAACUAAUGGGUUCACUCCAAGCACAUGAGCAAAGAAUUAACAGGUCUUCGACUCAGCCAACUCAGCCAGUAGAACAAGCAUUUCAGUCCAAACUCAACAUUUCAGAGGGAAAGAAUAACAAGUCCCAACAAGAGCAAGAGCAAAGAAAAGGUUCGCACCAAGGCAAUGGUCACAUGCAAGAAGACAUCAAAAUCAGAACAAUGGUAACAACAAAUGGAAAGGCAGUAGAGCAAAAUGGCAGCAAAAUAUAG